AUGGAUCCCUCAGGCCCAGCACAACCUCCUUUGAACGCCGCCUACAAGACAGAGGGCAACCCCGUGACGUCAAACCCAGCUGAGAAAAGUGCCGCUCAGCACCACCACCAGGGCAAGCCCGUUGAUGAGCGCCUUCCCAGCCAGCCGUCCGACAUCAAGGAUGCCACACCAUCCAGCCUAGGCCGCGGAGUUCGGGGUGCGCCCGCAGGAGAGGAGAAGUUUGGUCGCAGCCAUGAAGACGUGGGCCGGCAUAACGAGUUGGAGGGUGAGCAAAUGCGCGCCUCGGGCGAGGGCGAUGUCGCCAAUGUAGUUGAUCGCAAGCCGGGAGCAACCGGCUCGCAACCCGACCUGGCGAGCGACCUUGACCGUAAGAAGCAUGAGCAGGCGUCUGCGAGAGAGGCGAUCAAGGAAGACCGAAAGCACGGCAACCCCAUCCAAUUUCUGCGCUACAGAAUUCCACUGCAAUCCACCCCGCCAUCCCACCACGAGCCAAGCCCAGUGCUCCCCGAAAGCUUGAUCAAGUCCGAUAUAAGACCCGAAGACCUCAUCAAGGAUGAUGCCAAUCCGGAGCCAAGCUCCAUCAAGCGCAAGCGAGGUCGACCCAAGGGCUCUAAGAAUAAGAAACGCCCAGAGGAAACGGUCGAGGUCAAGCCAUCCACUUUCCCAAAGCCUACAGCGGGAUAUUCCACGGACCAUCACACGUUCGACUCUUUCCUUGUAGCCACGGCGGGAAACGCCCCUGACGAUGGCGCUGGGCUCGUUUGGAACGAUGAUGACGAAUCAAAGUUGACGAUCAAAACUUAG
Messenger RNA from Anthostomella pinea, 804 nucleotides. The record is from the annotation of a GenBank genome assembly. Lineage: Eukaryota; Fungi; Ascomycota; Sordariomycetes; Xylariales; Xylariaceae.